UUUGGUUCAAUUUAUAGUAAAAAUAUAACCAUUUCAUUCCAUGGAAAGAUCUGAUUCCUUAAGAACCUGAAAUAGCCAUUCCCGAUUCUAUGAGAACGGCUCUUCUUGGCUCAUCAAAAAUAGAAAAGUAUGCUUAUUGAACAAUUUUGUUUUUGUAUAUUUAAUUAAUUGUAAUUGUAUCCUUGACCCAAGAUAAUGAACCAAUAAAAGAAAAUAACCCAAAAAAUAAUGAACAAAUCAAACGGAACCGUAGUUGCUAAAUGUGAGAACUGAAAAACAUAUGCAGUUAUUUUUGUGAAAUUAAAAUAUAAACAUGGUUUAUACGAUAUAUAUAUAUAUAUACACAUAUAAAUAUAAUUUAAUUUGGAGGUCUCGUAAAUUCAUUUAUACCUUUUAGGAGAUAUAAACCCUAGAUGUCCCGUCCCAUCAAAUUUUCUGUACAUCUUUUCAUGCAAGUGGUCUAAUAUAAUACACCCAAUCUGACCUCACCAAAGCACCAAACAUCGUACGUCACACAAUUUGCAUCAACCUGUUGUGCACGUUAGUCUAUUUCCACACUCCCCUGCUAACUUGCACAAGGUGAGUUGAUCAAAACCUAGCGUUCUCUUUCUCAACUAUUUGCCGCUUGUGAAGAGUAAUGUCAAAAGUUUCAAGCGGCUUCAAGCGGUUCCAGGUUUUUUUUUUUUUUCAAUUUCUUUGAUAGAAUUUUCACUCAAAAAGUUUCAAUUUUUUACCUUAAAUUUUGCAAUUUUAUGUAGUUUCAAUUGAAGAAAACAAAGAAACAAGAAAAACCCAUGUUGGAAAACUUGUCAGAAACAUUGAAUCUAGUGUUUGAGAGAAUUGGGUUUUUGUUUUUUUUAUGCUGUACUUUGAAACUUCCAUGAACAAUGUAUGAUAAAGGUUAAUGUUUUGAUUGGUUUAUGUUGGUCUUCUUGUUUUGAAUCGUUGUUUUAAAUGGGAAAUGUGGAAAUACCAAAAUGGCUUAAAGGGUUGCCAUUGGCUCCUGAAUUUAGGCCAACAGAUACUGAGUUUGCUGACCCCAUUGCAUAUAUAUCAAAGAUUGAGAAAGAAGCUAGUGCUUAUGGUAUAUGUAAGAUAAUCCCACCAGUGCCAAAACCGUCAAAAAAGUAUGUUGUUAACAACAUGAAUAGGUCGUUAUCCAAGUGUCCAGAGUUAGGAAGUGAUAUGGACGUGUCAAUGAAUGUUGGUUCUGUUUCAAGUUGUGGGGUUAGUGGUGGUGAUGAGGUGGAAGAAAGGGCAGUGUUUACAACUCGACAUCAGGAGUUGGGACAGAGUGGGAGGAGAAUUAAAGGGAUGGUUAGUAGUCAACAAUGUGGUGUUCAGAAGCAAGUGUGGCAAAGUGGGCAGAUUUAUACAUUAGAGCAGUUUGAAUCCAAGUCGAAGACUUUUGCAAAGAGUUUAUUGGGUGUGCAUAAGGAGGUAUUGCCCUUGCAUAUCGAGGCGUUGUUUUGGAAGGCGGCUUCAGAGAAACCUAUAUAUGUGGAAUAUGCUAAUGAUGUUCCUGGAUCAGGUUUUGGGGAGCCAGAGGGUCAAUUUCGGUAUUUCCAUAGGAGGAGGAGGAAGAGGAUGUCAUACAGGAGGGAAAACUCUGAUUGCAAGAAAGAUGAGAUGGAUACUGUAAAGAAUUCACAUAUUGAUGAGAUUAAAGAUACUUCUAUUAAAAGCGAUUCUGACACAUGUUUAGAAACACCAAAGUCAUCUACUACAUUGUCAACCAUGGCAUCAGAUGAAAAUUCUCAUUCUAAAAGAAAGAGUGGAAAUGCUAGUAAUGAUAUGGAAGGUACUGCAGGUUGGAAGCUUUCAAAUAGUCCUUGGAACCUUCAAGUGAUUGCUCGAUCAGCUGGCUCACUUACACGAUUUAUGCCUGAUGAUAUUCCUGGUGUUACUUCUCCCAUGGUUUAUAUUGGCAUGUUGUUUAGCUGGUUUGCAUGGCAUGUUGAAGAUCACGAACUUCACAGCAUGAAUUUUCUUCAUACCGGCUCUUCAAAAACUUGGUAUGCUGUUCCUGGAGAUUAUGUAUUUGCUUUUGAGGAAGUUAUCCGCACUGAGGCGUAUGGUGGUAAUAUUGACCACUUAGCUGCUCUGUCAUUACUGGGUGAGAAGACAACGCUUCUAUCACCUGAGUUGAUUGUCGCAUCUGGCAUUCCUUGUUGUAGGUUACUACAGAAUCCUGGUGAAUUUGUUGUGACUUUUCCGAGAGCCUACCAUGUAGGAUUCAGCCACGGUUUUAAUUGUGGGGAAGCUGCAAACUUUGGAACUCCACAGUGGCUUCAAAUAGCUAAAGAAGCUGCAGUUCGUAGAGCUGCUAUGAACUAUCUUCCAAUGCUUUCUCAUCAGCAGCUGCUAUACCUUUUGACCGUGUCUUUUGUGUCAAGGGUGCCAAGAUCCUUGCUACCUGGUGCUCGCAGUUCUCGUCUGAGAGAUCGCCUGAAGGAAGAAAGAGAGGUGUUAGUAAAGAAGGCUUUUAUAGAAGAUUUGUUAAGUGAAAAUAAAUUGUUAUCUCUUCUUCUUAAAAGAGGAUCAACUUAUCGUGCAAUAAUAUGGGACCCAGAUUUACUACCUUAUAUGAGCAAAGAUUCUGAGUUGCCCAGUGGAACUGCCACUGUUUCUACAAUACGGCAAGAAAAUGUUUCUGAUAUUCAUUGUGAAAAUAAGUCUAAUCAAAACAAUCUCUUAGAUGAGAUGAGCCUGUACAUGGAAAAUCUGAACUAUUUAUAUUUGAAUGAUGAUGAUUUGACAUGUGAUUUUCAAGUUGAUUCGGGAACAUUGGCUUGUGUGGGUUGCGGAAUUCUGGGUUAUCCGUUUAUGUGUGUGGUACAACCAUCUGAGGGAGCAACAAUGGAAUUUCUACCUGCAGAUCAUCUUUUGGUUCAAGGUCCAACAGUCUUGGAACCUAAGAAUUCCAUUUUUUGUCCUGAUCUUGAUUGCCGUGUUCAGGGCUCAGUUUCAGACAAUGUCAAUCAUGUUGCUGAUUUAUCUCCUCCCUCCAAGGAUGCACCAUUACCAUCAAUAACCAAGUUUUCCGAAGGAUGGGACACUUCUAAUAAAUAUCUGAGGCCUCGGAUUUUCUGCCUGGAGCAUGCUGUUCAAGUUGAGGAGCUUUUGCACUCCAAAGGUGGAGCAAAAAUUUUGGUAAUUUGCCAUUCAGAUUAUCAGAAAAUAAAGGCACAUGCAAUACCUGUUGCAGAGGACAUUGGUAUUCCUUUCAAUUACAAUGAUGUUCCACUACGUGCUGCAUCCCAGGAGGAUCUAAACUUGAUCAAUUUUGCAAUCGAUGAUGAACAUGAUGAAAUUGGAGAAGACUGGACCUCAAAACUUGGUGUUAACUUGCGAUACUGUGUCAAGGUCAGAAAGAACUCUCCAUUUAAGCAAGUUCAGCAUGCACUGCCAUUGAGUGGACUUUUCUCUGAUAAAUAUGUUAGGUCAGAGUUAUUUAACAUCAAAUGGAAGUCAAGAAAAUCUCGUUCAAAAGGUAAGUCGAAACACCUAUCACCCUCUAAAGCAUGUGAAAGUGUUGAAAUGAAAGUGGAUGAAAUAUUGGUUGAAAAGCGAGAUGGCAACAUCACUAAAAAUGAGCGGAAAAUUAUUCAGUAUUCAAGAAGGAAAAAAAGAAAACCAGAUUAUUCUACUGGAGCAGGUGGGGGCCUUAAACUGUUGAAGGAUGACCUGCCAAGAGAAGAUUCUGCUGCUUCAAGUCAACUUUUUGAUGAACAUGGUGGAAAUCAAUCCAAGAUAAAUGCCAGAAGUGAGUCUGCUCGAUUAUUUUCAUCUUUAUUUACUAGUUCAAUUCAGACACAGCUUGAGAUCGAGACUACUUCAGUUGUUGGAGUUGUACAAAAAGAUCUGAGCAAAAUUUUGGAGGAAUCAGAGCUGGAUGAUGAAACUUGUAGUUUGACAGCAUGUGCUAGUUCUCAAAAGCAAUGUGAGAUCAAGCUGAUGGAGAGAAGCAGUAAGAAUAAUGAGAUUUCUCCAGCUGACAAGUGUUCUAAAUGUUGUGUUGUCGCAGCUGAUGAAAGAUUUGUGGAAAAUACUGCCGCAGUUAGUGAUGUUUGCAAUUCAGUUUCUGAAGGACAGGGUGAGGAACUGGCUGCCAGGUAUGAUUUGAUAAAUCUUGCUAAGUCAGCAAGUUCACAUUCUGCUCAACCAUCUGCUGGAAGAUUUGAUCCAGGAUUGGCGGACAUAACUGUUGAGAAAUUUUGCAUGAACGGAGGGGUUUUUUCUUGUAUGACGUCUGAUGUUGAGGUGCAGCAAGAAACUGAAGCUACCUCCAGAAAUAAUGAGGGUAUUUUAUGUGAUAAUAAACUAAUCAAUAAACCUAAUUUGGGUUCAGGGUAUUUCUCCGCUGGUGUAUCUUUGGGAAAUGAAAUGCAGCCGGAAACCGUCACUAGAGGUGGAAGUCAGGUUGAGCCUUUUUUGAGUUCUCCCACCCUGACAAAGGGGCCUGGUACCGCCUCAAUGGGAAAUAGAUCUGAAGUUCCAAAGGAGCCCUGUGCUGCAGCAGAUUCAUGUGAUGGUACAGUUUCCAAGAAUAAAGUACAGAAGCAGGAAAUCCAGAUUAAUGCUGGCAAGGAAGGACUUCACUCCAGUUCUAUUAUGCCAGUGGGAAUUGAUCAGCCUACUAGUCUCGCAGUGGAAGAAUUUUCUGUAAUUUCCAAGAAUCCUUGUGCCAACGACCAGCGUCCUGAUGUGACCUUAGAUGUUGAAGUGUUGCAAGAAAUUCAAGCUACAAAGGGAACCACUGGCGAUGAGGUUAUAAGUUGUUCCAAUUUGCCAAUCAAAGAAAAGCAGCCUACUCGCAUUGUGAUGGAAGCUUGCUCCGAGGUUCAAAGGGAGAGCAGUUCUCAAAAGAAGUUGUGUGCUGAUGCAACUGCAGAUGAUGACAGCCAUGAAAAUUACCUGAUUAGAAAUGAAAAAAAUCAGGAAGAAUCUGUUUCUUGCUGUGUUACACCUAUAAAUCAGUCUACUAUCUCAAUCCAAAAGUACUCGAGAACUCGAAUAGAGGGUCAUGCUACUGUGAAUGUGAAUGAUGGUGGGGAGGUAGAGAAUAGAAAUCUUGAGUCUGCUGUGGCAAAUUGUAGAUCAAGUGCCAUGAAUGGAAGAAAGAGGAAGAGAGAACAGGAGGAAAUACCUGAAAAAGUUGGUGGCAAUGGCUUUAUUAGAAGUCCAUGUGAAGGAUUGAGGCCAAGGGCUCGGAAAGAUGCAACUAGCGGUGUUAAUGUCGACAAAACAUCCCAGGAGGAGCUGCCAACAAAAGAGACGAGGAGACCUUCAAUUCAUACCCAGAGUAAGAAAAUAAUUAAAAGGGGCUCUCAUAGAUGUGACCUGGAAGGCUGCCAUAUGAGCUUUGAGACAAAGGAAGAGUUGAGGUUGCACAAACGCAAUCGGUGCCCAUAUGAGGGCUGUGAAAAGAAGUUCCGCUCCCACAAAUAUGCAAUUCUUCAUCAACGAGUCCACGAGGAUGAUAGGCCCCUCAAGUGCCCAUGGAAAGGUUGUUCCAUGUCUUUCAAGUGGGCAUGGGCUAGGACUGAGCAUAUUCGGGUGCACACGGGAGAACGCCCAUAUCAGUGCAAGUUCGAAGGCUGCGGCCUUUCUUUCAGGUUUGUGUCAGAUUUUAGUCGGCAUAGACGAAAAACAGGGCAUUAUAUGGACUCUUCAGCCUGA
Molecule: messenger RNA, 5682 nt
Organism: Durio zibethinus
Lineage: Eukaryota; Viridiplantae; Streptophyta; Magnoliopsida; Malvales; Malvaceae
Source: RefSeq, a predicted model, not a curated record